UGUUUUUUUGUACCUAUGGGACUGAGGCUUUUGUACAGCAAGCACGACUUCACCAUAACAUGUUCCUGGAUCAACAUCCUUUUUGAUCCUGAAAACAACAUUCCAAUCAAUUUCUCAGAAUUGAGAUAGUAUAACUUUUCAGGGAAGAUCUGUUUUAGGCUUACAAUCAGGGUUAGGUACUACACACUUGUUUAUCAGCUAUCAUAUCCCUCUGAUUUUAGGAAUAAAUAAAAUGGGUAGGUUUAGGUUUAGGGGUAGAGACUGGGUUAAGUCUAUAUUUUUGGACAAUAAAAUGUUGAUCCAGGAUCAUCAGAAGAUGCUGAUCCAGGAACAUUUACCUGCAACCGCUUUUGUACCUCUGUGUAUGUGUUCAGGCCAUAGACUGUAUAAAAACAGGUUCAGGCACGUCUGUGAAAUAAGGAUAACGCCCUUUGAAUAUGUUAAGAUUUAAACACAACACUUAAGCUAUAAUUAAAUCUCCCUAAGAGAGUAAGUGGAAGCUAGAGAAAGAAAUUGCAUGCAUGUUAUAAAGGCUAAAUGAAAUGCUGUUAACAUGAUCAGAUAUUCUUAAAGUAAACACAUGGGUACACGCUGUUCCGUUUAGCUAUGCCCUCACCCUUACUCAAAUAACAGCUCGUUUAUUUAUAGUAGUGAUGGGAGCUCCGAAUCAUUACUGCGAAUUGUUCUUUUAGAAUAGACCCUGAAGCGAUUCAGUGAUUCUUUUACGUUGUAUUCCUAAUAAGUGCUAAUUAUUAUUUAAUUAAGUACGUUCAUUAAUGCGUUCAUUAAUACGUUCAUUAAUAAUGAACGUAUUGAUUGAAAUGUAAUGUGUUCUAGUUCAGUUGAUUGCAAUAGAGAUUAUAAUUUUUUUUCAAUUAUUAUUAUUAUUAUUAAUAAUAAUAAUAUUAGUAGUAGUAGUAGUAGUAGUAUUAAUAAAGCUAGUUUACCGCUCUGAGAUAUUUAGUCUUUAUUUAGCUAUUUAAUAGGCUAUUUAGCGAACGAACUAAGAACCAGUUCGACCGAUGCAAUGAUCCGACUCAAAAGAACGAGUCAUUCACGAAACUGACAUAUUUAUAGCCAACGCUUCUGGACCGAAAACUGGUGCACUUUUAAGGUUAUAUAAAGAAACGACAGGGAAACAAUUAAGUUCUAAGGCUUUUCGUUCGUGAGGGUGUUGCAACUAAACCUUUUAUGGAUGAGUAGAAGUAUAAACUAUGAGUUUCCAUAAAAACUGAAGGACGAGCCGCUAUAAAGGAAAAGGAAUUUGAAGUAGCCUACAUCACUGGAUAAGGAUGACAAAAGAGGAAGAAAACCCUGAGUGGGUUGGUGGUCAAGAAUUUUACGACAAAUAUGACCCAAAGGAGAUAUUAGGACGAGGUGUGAGCAGUGUAGUUCGCCGAUGUGUGGACAAACGGACUGGCCAGGAAUGUGCUGUAAAGAUCAUAGACAUCACACCGUCAGACAAAAUGACAUCUGAAGAAAUACAAGAAAUCCAGCAGGCCACUGUGAAAGAGAUCGACAUUCUUCGAAAAGUGUGUGGACAAAAAAACAUAAUUCAACUGAAGGAUUGUUUUGAAUCAAAGGCCUUCUUCUUUUUGGUAUUUGAUCUGAUGAAGAGAGGCGAACUCUUUGAUUACCUCACAGAAAAAGUCACACUAAGUGAGAAAGAGACACGAAAGAUAAUGCGAGCUCUUCUGGAGGUGGUUGAGUAUCUUCACACCCACAGUAUAGUCCACCGUGACCUGAAACCAGAGAACAUUCUGUUAGAUGAUGAUGUGAAUAUCAAACUCACUGACUUUGGCUUCUCAAUCCAGAUUGAGCCCGGACAAAGACUGAAUGAGGUUUGCGGGACACCAGGUUACUUGGCUCCAGAAAUCAUUGAGUGCUCCAUGGAUCCCAACAGUGCUGGCUAUGGACCUGCUGUUGACCUUUGGAGCGCAGGCGUGAUCUUCUACACUCUUCUGGCUGGAUCGCCACCUUUCUGGCACAGGAAACAAAUGCUAAUGCUUCGAAUGAUUCUUGCAGGACAAUAUGAAUUCAGCUCUCCGGAGUGGGAUGACCGCUCGGACACUGUCAAAGACUUGAUUUCCAGGUUAUUAGUUGUGGACCCACAAAGUCGUUAUACAGCCACAGAAGCUCUCAAUCACCCAUUCUUCCAGCAGUAUGUGGUUACAGAAGUUCGUGAUUUCAGCCCUUACAGGAAAUUCAAGGUUAUUGCUAUGACCGUUCUUGCCGCCAUGCGUAUCUACUGCAACUAUCGUCGUGCCAAACCUGUCACCAAGGAAGUGAUGCGCAGCGACCCGUAUGCCAUCAAACCUCUACGCAAGAUGAUCGACGCAUGUGCCUUUAGGAUCUAUGGCCACUGGGUGAAGAAAGGGCAAACUCAGAACAGAGCAGCUUUAUUUGAGAACACUCCAAAAGUCAUUCUGCUCUCUAUUGCAGCUGAGGAGAUGGAUGCGCUACCCAGGACUUGGAUGGAGUAUGACUGACCUAGUGGUGACACGAGCUCUGUGAUUGGCUGAGCCAUCGGCUGUGUCAAUCCAGGAUGCUCGGCGCAAGACGUACAUGAUCUGAGCACCAGGAAACCGUGAGGAGGUCCACUCCCACACAUUACCCAGAAUGUCACAUAAUCCUGAAAAAAAGUAUCACAUUGAUAAUAAUUAGAAAUGUUUCUUGAGCACCAAUUCAGAUUUCUGAAGGAUCAUGUGGCAGAAGACUGGAGUAAUGGCUGCUGAAACAAGACACUAGAAAUAGACCUUCAAUUUAGGCCAGCUGCCCAGUAAAUUUUGUUUCUUUAUGCUCCUGCUUUGGGUUCAUACCUCAAUUAUAUGAGUGAUCUUAUUUUUCAGUUCAUAUGACACAAAAUACUGGAACACAAAUCUCCAACCGAACUUUUCAGCUUCUGUUGUCUGACAAAUUCCCUGGAAUAAACAGAAGCAGCUGUAUCAGGCUAGUAAGAAGAUACACAAUCAUUAGGAUGACAGAAGGUUUAGGUUUCCGAGUACCUAAAGUCAGAGUUGGUGACAGGAUAUUUGUCAAUCUUGAAUGGCUGGAGUGUCACAGGUGGUGUUGGUGAUUCCCCAUCUCU
This is a messenger RNA of Carassius gibelio (silver crucian carp), 3088 nucleotides long. RefSeq names its product phosphorylase kinase, gamma 1b (muscle) (gene phkg1b). Gene Ontology annotation, molecular function: calmodulin binding; ATP binding; phosphorylase kinase activity. Gene Ontology annotation, biological process: protein phosphorylation; glycogen biosynthetic process. Lineage: Eukaryota; Metazoa; Chordata; Actinopteri; Cypriniformes; Cyprinidae. The transcript is spliced from 11 exons. The record is from RefSeq and is a predicted model, not a curated record. Bases 1293 to 2489 code for a protein of 398 amino acids. Gene Ontology annotation, cellular component: phosphorylase kinase complex.